AAUCAAUCGAUACGCGGCGUCCGUGGAAUCCCCAUUCAGUUGCCGGGUGUCGGUCCUCUCGACAGCCAACUUUAGCCACUACUCGCUCGGUAACAGGGACAGAGUAACCGGUUGCCCAAGAUGAUUCAAUUAAAGACGAUGCUCAACUGCAUCGACAACUCGGGUGCUGCCCUGGUGGAAUGCGCCAUGGUUGUCGGCCAAAAGAGGCAUGCUUCUAUUGGCGACCGCAUAGUAGUAGUCGUCCAAAAACAGCGCGGCGCCGACUCGGCCGGUAUGGCCGCCUCUUCGGCCGCCACCAAAGUGAAGCGCGGCGACAUCCGCCACGCCGUGGUAGUGCGCACCAAGCAAAAAGUCCAGCGACGCGAUGGUUCGGUCGUCCGGUUCGACGAUAACGCCUGUGUCUUGAUCAACAAGGCCGGCGACCCGAUCGGAUCGCGCAUCAAUGGGGUUGUGGGCCAGGAACUGCGAAAGAAAAAGUGGAGCAAGAUAUUGAGCAUGGCGCCUAUGCAGGCUUGAUUGAUUGAUCAUGGGGAUAAAUGUACGAUGGAUGAGCGAGAAUCAAGAUGGAAUGAAUAUGAAUACCCUGCUGGGUGGGAUGUGUCAUUGUGGUGACUGGUGACCUUGUGGAUAUUUUGGGUGUUGGCUCAGCUUGGGUUGGCUGUGCUGCGGUAAUGACUGACGAGGAG
Messenger RNA from Neurospora tetrasperma FGSC 2508, 686 nucleotides. RefSeq names its product 50S ribosomal protein L14. Gene Ontology annotation, molecular function: large ribosomal subunit rRNA binding; structural constituent of ribosome. NCBI's taxonomy places the organism in Eukaryota, Fungi, Ascomycota, Sordariomycetes, Sordariales, Sordariaceae. Gene Ontology annotation, biological process: translation. The record is from RefSeq and is a predicted model, not a curated record. Gene Ontology annotation, cellular component: mitochondrial large ribosomal subunit; ribosome. Bases 121 to 516 code for a protein of 131 amino acids. The transcript has 4 exons.